Messenger RNA from Scophthalmus maximus (turbot), 1297 nucleotides. It is a transcript of the gene ciapin1, whose product is annotated as cytokine induced apoptosis inhibitor 1. Gene Ontology annotation, molecular function: iron-sulfur cluster binding. The record is from RefSeq and is a predicted model, not a curated record. Lineage: Eukaryota; Metazoa; Chordata; Actinopteri; Pleuronectiformes; Scophthalmidae. Gene Ontology annotation, cellular component: cytoplasm. The coding region runs from base 153 to 1094 and encodes 313 amino acids. Gene Ontology annotation, biological process: iron-sulfur cluster assembly. The transcript is spliced from 9 exons.
UCUCAGGACGUGUUCAGUGAAUGCUUAAAUGGCCAAAGGGUUUCACAACACAGCGACAGACAUUUUAUUUCGAAAAUUCAUGCCGGAAGAGAUCUUCAGAUGACCAAACUUAACACUUACUUCCACCGGCUAAAGCCAGCAGAUAGGGGAUCAUGGCAGAUCUCGGGAUCAAAGCAGGAGACACGGUGCUGUUUGUGUGGGCCCAGCCCUCAGCGCCUGCAGCUCUGAAACAAUACGCUGAGGAACUGGGUGCCGCUGUUGGUGCAGACGGAAAAGUGUUGGUGGAGAACAUGGAGAGACUGUUGCUGUCCUCCCAUUCAGCCUCAACAUUUGACUGGGUGCUCUCCUGUCUCCUGGCCAACAGCUCCUCUGUCCACAGUUUGGAGACUCUAGCCGAGAUAGCCCGAGUGCUCAAACCUGGUGGGAAGUUAAUUCUGGAUGAAGCGGUUACAGGAGCUGAGAUGCAGAGUGUGAGGACUAGUGAGAAGCUGACGUCGGCUCUGAAGUUGUCAGGCUUCAUGUCAGUGACAGAGGUCAGUACAGCAGAACUGAGUUCAGAGGCAUUGAGCUCACUCAGGACGGCCACUGGUUACCAAGGGAACACACUGUCUAGAGUCCGCUUUUCUGCAUCCAAACCAAACUAUGAGAUGGGAUCAUCUAGCCAGAUUAAACUGUCAUUCGGGAAAAAGACACCAAAGCCAGCUGAGAGACCUGCUCUGGAUCCCAACACUGUCAAAAUGUGGACUCUCUCAGCCAAUGACAUGGAUGAUGACGAUGUGGACCUGGUAGACUCUGACACUCUACUGGAUGAAGAUGACUUGAAGAAGCCCGAUCCAGCUUCUCUUAAAGCCUCCAGCUGUGGAGAAGGAGCUGGAAAGAAGAAGAAAGCCUGCAAGAACUGCACAUGUGGUCUCGCUGAGGAGUUGGAGCAGGAUACCAAAGGACAACAGAAGACAAAUCUACCAAAAUCUGCUUGUGGAAGUUGUUACCUUGGUGAUGCGUUCCGAUGUGCCAGCUGUCCAUACUUGGGGAGGCCAGCAUUCAAACCUGGAGAGAAGAUUGUACUCGACAACGAGACACUGACGGACGCUUGAAACUGCGGUUCACACAUCUAUCGCUCCUGCUUCAAAACAUCACAUUCCUUAUUAUUCCAUCCAUCCUGCUAUUCGCCUGAAGCCAAGACUGCAACUAUAACAGUGACUGAUGCUGCUUCUUCUAGAAUGGCUAGAAUGACACUCAGAGUGCAUACCUUCACCAAACAGCCCCCUUCAAUUAAAUGAAACUGCAUCGAAUUGCC